AUGACGACCUCUACUGCAGUUCCAGCGUUUACCGCUGACCUUCCGACGCUGCUCUCCAUCACGGCCGCCCUCUCAAUAAUGCCUCUAUCCUACCUCCUAGGCACCGCCCUUAUCCCUUCCAACCAGCUUCGCAACCGCCUCCUUUUCUUCUGGCAUGCCUACGAUGCCGGAACUCAUCUCUUGAUUGAGGGAUCAUUCCUCUACCACUGCUUCUUCAGCUACAAGCAGCUUCAGCCUGGCGAAACCAUUCCCGGCGUCUAUGGACCACCUUACUUCCUUAACAGGCCAGAUAGAGCCUAUGGUCCCGCUUACGGCGUGGGAGCCAGUGCUAGAAUGUGGCAGGAAUAUGGCAAGGCGGAUGCACGCUGGCUAGGUGCUGACCUGUGCGUGGUCUGCCUAGAGAUAUUGACGGUAUUAAUUGGGGGUCCGCUGGCAGUUUAUAUCUGCUACUUGCUAACCAGGUCUUCGUCCCCGAGUGCUACAGCUGCAUCCAAAGCGAAGUACUCUAGCUGCCUGUGGUUUUCAUCCAUUAUCUUGGCCGUGGGGGAGCUGUAUGGCGGGUUCAUGACCUUUGGACCAGAGUGGUUCUCGGGCAGUGUUGGCUUGGAGACGAGCGAUCCGGUCUAUCUGUGGCUCUACCUGGUUUUCUUCAACGUCCUUUGGGUCAUUGUUCCGCUCUGGGUGAUAUCUGUUGCUUGGGGAGAGAUCAAGGCUGCUUUUGCGACCGCUGCUGUUGCGAACGAGCAAACCGCUAAGAAGCUCAAUUGA
Trichophyton verrucosum HKI 0517 is the source of this 768-nucleotide messenger RNA. RefSeq lists its product as uncharacterized. The record is from RefSeq and is a predicted model, not a curated record. The coding region runs from base 1 to 768 and encodes 255 amino acids. Gene Ontology annotation, molecular function: cholestenol delta-isomerase activity. Gene Ontology annotation, cellular component: endoplasmic reticulum; membrane. The transcript has a single exon. Gene Ontology annotation, biological process: sterol metabolic process. NCBI's taxonomy places the organism in Eukaryota, Fungi, Ascomycota, Eurotiomycetes, Onygenales, Arthrodermataceae.